AACAACAUAGUCGGUGGCGCCAUCUUUUCGGCCGGGUUCGCAGCUUCUUACCGCCCUCAUCACGCACAUCGAUAUGGCAAAACAAAAACACAGGGGAAAAUAAAAUAAUAAUUCGGUUUUCGCAAAGCAAACUGUCGUUGCAAGGUUUUUUAUUUAUUGGCAAUCUGUUCAUGAUCGGUCUACACCGACCAUCGUCCAGCCCGAGAGCCCGAGAGUCCGAUUGUGUUCCAUUACUCACUCGCUUUGUUUCAGAGCCUCGGAUCAUAAUGGUUGGCCGGCACAUUUUUUAAGAAACUCAGGGAUCCCCAUACCGAAUGUUUUGUGGGGGCAAUUCUUUUAUUGAUUGGUAUUCGUUCCUUCAAAAUGUUCACUGGUGUUUCGAUGCUUUGUAUUGGAAAUUAAGGUGAAAAUGUCAUCAACAGCUGGAAAGCAAAGUAACAACACUGGACAGGAUGAUGAGGGUGAAGAAGAGGACGAUGAAGUUGGGGACUUGGUGUCUGCCAUCAAUUACAACACCAUUAAUUAUAACACUAUAUCAUCUAUGGCAGUGCUCAAAGAAAUACUUGGAGCUCAAGAUAGUCCAGAAGACGCUGAUUGGUUUCAACAUUAUUUUUUACGUCACGUUAAUCGUUUACCAUCAAGAAGUCAUCAGUUUGUUGGUAGACGUCUUUCAGAAUGUAAAGAAGAAGAUGAACAUAUUGAAAAUAAUUUAAAGUCACCAGUAACAGAUGACCAACUGAAUAGUACUAAUAUAAGUGCUAAGUCUACACCUCCAAUAUCACCACCAUCACAUCAUAGGGAUAAACACUUUUUUGAUGUUAAUUUGGUAGAAAUGAAGUCUCAAGCAUCUUCAACAUCCACUUUAGAUUAUGAUUCAAUGGAUGACGUAUGGAUUAAGCGUUAUGAUGCAGAAACAUCAAAACGUCGAGCAGAACUUGGAUCACAACCUUUACCAACUACAGCAGAUGAAUCAGAUGGUCAGUGUGUAUCAAUCAAUCGCCCAAGAUCUGGUACCUGGAGCAAAGGAGGUUCAGCUCCUGUACUGCUACCUGCAGUGGUAGCUGCUCUAGCUAAAACUAAAAAAGGAUCAGUUGGUGUGGAAAGACGGCAAUCUGGAGAUGAUAUUUUAGCUAAAGGUACUCCAAAAAUACAACCAUCAAAAAAUAAAACUCAACAAUUGCAAUCACAACAAAUUCAACAAUCUCAAAAUAUCCAAAAGAAGAUGUCACCAAAACCUCGUUCUGGACAAUCUCCUUCUCAUACUCGCAAGACAAAUACACUUUUAGAUGCUUUUAGACCUCGAUCAAAAUCUGAUGCAGCAUCUAAAAAGAAUAACACAAUAAUAUUACAAAUGAAAAACUCUAUUCAACAAACUCUUAAAUCACCUGGUUCAAGUGCUCGAAAUAGUAUAAGUGGAUCAAGUUUAUCUAGUGAUACUGUUGAAUUCAAUAAUUUGGUACCCCCUCCAACUCGAAAUCGUUAUAAGCAAACUGCUGUAGCAGCAAGACCACGCGCUGGAUCAGAUAGUGCUAGUACAAAAGGGGCUGUUUCUAAAAUGAUGGAUUUAUUUAGACAUAGAUCUCAAAGUGCUGUUUCUGCGGAAGACAAACGAAAAGCUAGAGCAGCCAAUAUUCCACACACAAAUUUUGCACAAGGAGCCCUAUUACGUAGAAGUUCUCUAGACCCUGAAACCCGUCGACUGUCUCUGGGCACUAUAUCUAAUUCAAGGAAAAACUCUGAUGGCCUUUUAGAUCCUACACAUGCAGCAAUAUUGUUUAGAGAUUCCCGAGGACUUCCUGUUGCUGAUCCAUUCUUAGAAAAAGUAAAAAUAAAAGACCUGGUCGAAGACGAAAGUCAGAUAUUUGUGAAAUUUUUUCGCUUCCAUAAAACUUAUGAUCUCAUACCAACCAGUGCAAAAUUGGUUGUAUUCGAUACACAAUUAAUUGUAAAAAAGGCAUUUUUCGCUUUGGUCUACAAUGGUGUGCGAGCUGCUCCAUUAUGGGACAACAAGCGUCAACAAUUUGUGGGCAUGCUAACUAUUACAGAUUUUAUCAGGAUACUACAGAAGUAUUACUCUUCUUCAUCUUCGAGUAUGGAGGAAUUAGAAGAACAUAAGCUGGAUACCUGGAGAAACGAAUUACAUCAAGAACGUCCACAAGAAUUAAUAUCAAUUGGCCCUGAUAUGUCAUUAUAUUUUGCCAUUCAAACUUUAAUAAAUAAUAAAAUACAUAGGCUUCCAGUAAUUGAUCCUGCAACUGGAAAUGUUCUUUAUAUUGUGACGCAUAAACGCAUACUACGUUUUCUUCUUCUUUACGUAAGGAUAAAUGAUUUACCAAAACCUGCAUAUUUGUCUCAGAGUCUAGAGGAACUAAAAAUUGGCACUUAUGAAAAUAUAGAGACAGUGUCCGAAGAAACAUCUAUUAUAUUAGCAUUAAAGAAAUUUGUUGAACGCAGAGUAUCUGCUUUACCUAUGGUUGAUCAAGAAGGUCGACUUGUUGAUAUAUUUGCUAAAUUUGACGUCAUUAAUUUAGCUGCAGAACGUACGUAUAAUAAUUUAGAUGUUACUCUAAAACAAGCCAAUGAGUAUCGAAGUGAUUGGUUUGAAGGUGUACAAAAAUGCCAUCUGACUGAUACAUUAUUUAGUGUAAUUGAAAAAAUUGUUCGUGCUGAAGUGCAUAGGUUAGUUGUUGUAGAUACAGAGGACAAAGUCAUUGGAAUACUUUCAUUGUCCGAUAUCCUACACUAUUUAGUACUUCGACCUUCUGGAGCUGAGCGGUUAUUGAAAGCCAAAGACCUAUAUGAAAAUAAUGUGGAAAGCCCUAAAGCUUUAAACUCAAUCAUGGAGCCAAUACUAUUACAAUCAUAAUGUAAGCUAACAUAUUUUAUUUAAUCCUGUGACGCUAAGUUACGGGAACAGAAUUAAUAGUCUGCAGUCAUAACACCGGAUGAUCUGGUUUAAUUUUAUUUGUAAAAGUAUUAUUUACCUAUGUAGUAUUAUACGACAGCGCUUUAGAGACAACAAAAUGUUCAUUCUCUAAGUAUUAGAUGAAAAAUGUAUGUUCAAUGCCUUUUUUUUUAUUAUUAUUAUUAUUAUUAUUAUUAUUAUUAUAUCUUUUUUUUUUAGAAAGAACUAGUCUGAAUUUUUAAUAUAAAUAUUAUUUUAAUGUCUAAAAGUUCUACAUUAAAAAAAAAAGCGUUACGUGAUUUUUCAAAUGACCGUGUGAUAUUGUCAAAUGAAGAGCUGUUGAAAUAUUAUAUUUGUUAUUUAAUAUAUUAAUAAUAAUAUUUUUUGACUAUUUAUCUUAUGUACAAUGUACAU
Messenger RNA from Rhopalosiphum maidis (corn leaf aphid), 3319 nucleotides. RefSeq names its product 5'-AMP-activated protein kinase subunit gamma (gene SNF4Agamma). NCBI's taxonomy places the organism in Eukaryota, Metazoa, Arthropoda, Insecta, Hemiptera, Aphididae. Bases 410 to 2866 code for a protein of 818 amino acids. The transcript has 15 exons. The record is from RefSeq and is a predicted model, not a curated record.